UAAUUCUCUUGCAUCUCAUCAUGUCUAAACUUAAUCUAGGAUUACAUAUUCUUGCCAUAUAUGUUGUUUUCAUUGCUUACCAAAUCCAUGGAGGUGGACUGCAUCCAACCAGCCAAAAGGCAUGGUAUGCACAUGCUUCUCCGUCAAAAUAUUCCAAUGACAUCGUUUAUUUUGCGGCACAUAGGACACAUCCCGGUAGCUACUAUGGACUUGCUGCUACAAUGGAUGUGUUUGGACACAAUAUCAGUGCUGGUCAUAUCAUAACAUCUAUUUGGAUUGCUAACAUGGAGGGUGAUCCAAAGACAAACGAGAAUGCAAUUUGGGUUGGAUGGCAAGUUGACCCGAAAAAAUAUGGGGACUCACAUAGUCACUUCUUCACGUGUUGGACGAGAGACACAUAUCAUACAGGGUGCUAUGACAUGGAUUGUCCCGGUUUCCAGCUAGCGAAGGGGGCACCAAUAGUUCCGGGUGGUACAAUAAAACCAGUCUCUCAUGUUCAUGGUGCACGUCAAAAGAUUACAAUUAAAGUGUUUAGGGAAAAAUCCACCAGAAAUUGGUGGAUACAUUAUGGCUUCAACAAGGUUCCCACACCGGUGGGCUAUUACCCAGCAAAACUGUUUGACAAGUUAUCGAAGAAGGCGACUCAAAUUUCAAUUGGUAGCGUUGUUGGAGGGAGUCCGUCUGUCCCAUCCCCUCCAAUGGGCAGUGGAUUCUUGCCGUCUGAUAAAGCUGCAUUAAUCACAGAUAUUUCACUUAUUGGGCAAGAUGGCAGGAUGACACCUUUUACUGUGAAUACAGACAGAUUAGAGAGUAAGAGUAGCUGUUACUCUAUCACACCUAUCGAAGGUGCAAAAUGUUCAUAUGGAGGACCAGGAGGUUGCUCCGCCUAGCUUAAGUAGAUUUUACUCAUAGGUACAUGGAUGUGUUGCCAUGAGUCAUGUAAACGCUUAAGAAUAAUGAUUUGGCUUCAAACUCA
This is a messenger RNA of Hordeum vulgare subsp. vulgare (domesticated barley), 976 nucleotides long. RefSeq lists its product as uncharacterized. The record is from RefSeq and is a predicted model, not a curated record. NCBI's taxonomy places the organism in Eukaryota, Viridiplantae, Streptophyta, Magnoliopsida, Poales, Poaceae. The coding region runs from base 21 to 890 and encodes 289 amino acids. The transcript has 6 exons.